Rattus norvegicus (Norway rat) is the source of this 2065-nucleotide messenger RNA. RefSeq names its product superoxide dismutase 2 (gene Sod2). The record is from RefSeq and is marked provisional. Gene Ontology annotation, molecular function: metal ion binding; superoxide dismutase activity; manganese ion binding. The coding region runs from base 84 to 752 and encodes 222 amino acids. Gene Ontology annotation, biological process: intracellular oxygen homeostasis; response to oxygen levels; positive regulation of phenotypic switching. Gene Ontology annotation, cellular component: mitochondrion; mitochondrial matrix. The transcript is spliced from 5 exons. NCBI's taxonomy places the organism in Eukaryota, Metazoa, Chordata, Mammalia, Rodentia, Muridae.
CGGGCGGACGCCGCAGAGCAGACGCGCGGCUGCUAGCGAACGGCCGUGUUCUGAGGAGAGCAGCGGUCGUGGGCGCCUCAGCAAUGUUGUGUCGGGCGGCGUGCAGCGCGGGCAGAAGACUGGGCCCCGCGGCCAGUACCGCGGGCUCCCGGCACAAGCACAGCCUCCCUGACCUGCCUUACGACUAUGGCGCGCUGGAGCCGCACAUUAACGCGCAGAUCAUGCAGCUGCACCACAGCAAGCACCACGCGACCUACGUGAACAAUCUGAACGUCACCGAGGAGAAGUACCACGAGGCGCUGGCCAAGGGAGAUGUUACAACUCAGGUUGCUCUUCAGCCUGCACUGAAGUUCAAUGGCGGGGGCCAUAUCAAUCACAGCAUUUUCUGGACAAACCUGAGCCCUAAGGGUGGUGGAGAACCCAAAGGAGAGUUGCUGGAGGCUAUCAAGCGUGACUUUGGGUCUUUUGAGAAGUUUAAGGAGAAACUGACAGCUGUGUCUGUGGGAGUCCAAGGUUCAGGCUGGGGCUGGCUUGGCUUCAAUAAGGAGCAAGGUCGCUUACAGAUUGCCGCCUGCUCUAAUCAGGACCCACUGCAAGGAACCACAGGCCUUAUUCCACUGCUGGGGAUUGAUGUGUGGGAGCACGCUUACUAUCUUCAGUAUAAAAACGUCAGACCUGACUAUCUGAAAGCCAUUUGGAAUGUAAUCAACUGGGAGAAUGUUAGCCAAAGAUACAUAGUUUGCAAGAAGUGAAGCCCUUCCGCCAGGCUGUGUGUCAGGCCCGUGGUGGGUGUUUUGUAGUAGUGUAGAGCAUUGCAGCACUGUGGCUGAGCUGUUGUAAUCUUCAUUGAUGCCUAUCCACAUAUGUGUAAGCAUACAGUUAUGAUAAUUUCUUAAUUAAAUGUAUUGUUAGGCAACUGUUUGAGAACAGUACAUACUUGGUGUGAGCUGCUCUUGAUUGAACAUUUUCAUUAGAGGCUUGAAUUGCUUGGACGCUGUCACUGUCAUCAUAAGGCCAUCAAAGAUAUUCCAUCUCUGUGUUGGGGCCUGUGGGGAGGCUGUAAUCCUGUUCUACUGCAGUUAGGAAAAAAAAUGAGUUACCCCCCCCCCCAGAAUUGUUGAAUAAUAAAAUAGAGAACUGAAUAGUUCUCUUUUCUGUUAAAAAUUGCUAUUUUUCAUAAGUAAUCCUUUGUUUAGCGGAUAUCACCUAGUGGUCUUUAUUUAUGGCCACAGUUUCAUAGAAACAUCAUUUUUUCACUUGAAACGUGUAACUAGGCUAAGGAUGGAUGGAGUGGUAGAGCCUUUGCCUGUCUUAUGUGAGGCCCUGGGCUCUACCUCACUACUGAACAAAUCAACAGACCCAAGCUAGGCUCCUGACUGACAACUGUUAAUUCGGAGAGGAGUGACAUUGUGCCUCUGGGUUUUUUUAUAGGCUGAGAUGCAAAAACUGUUACCUUGUCUAUUAAAACCGACUGUGUAUUGUAUGAAAGUGCUCAAGAUGGACAAAGUAUGCAGGGCCUGUCCCAUGAUGUCAACAUGGGGACUAGGCCACAGGGCAUUCAGGGAAGCCAUUCAGCACCAUUAAUUGUGUAUCUCAGGAGAACUGGACCCUGGGUGAGGUGGCACCUUUUUCAGUAGAGGCAAACGGGUUUCUGAGUGAGGUCAGUAGGGUGUCUUGAGAACAUCAGUUUUCAGAGACAUGUAUUUUCAUUUUUUCUGCAGUCUCAAGAACUUAUACUCACAAGAGGGCCUUUGUAUUGUUAUUCAAUAGAAGGACACCCUUUCCCUGACAAGGUACACAGUGUUUCUGAUUGUAUUCCUGUGCAGCAUUUGGGUGUAGAGCUGUGCACUGUUGAAAUGCCUUUGUGAAUUUGCCUUUUCACAUUUCGUCUCACCAUCUUCCUUGUUUUCUUUACUGACUAUGUAAUGUUUUAUCAGUUGGAUAUUACUGAAUAGUUUGUUUGUGUUUAAUUGCCUUUUAUUACCAAAAAGGCUGUGGUCAGCAACCCCAGGCAUGCACAUUACUUCUUAAUGGAGUAUUUUUUAAAGGUUUAUUUUAAUUUUAA